ACUUUUCACGCGGCUGCAUCUUCGGCCUAUCGGCUAUUGCCGCUUUUUGGCAAAUAUCAAGCGUCUUAAAACCAUGUGCGAAGCGGCUUCUCCGGCGGAUCAGCGGAAUGUGGAGGUAAAGGCACGGAUUCCGGGCGGAGCCGAAGGCUUCAAGGAGCGCCUGAUCCUGGCCAAAACCCUAGGCGGUGGCCAAGAUGCGGAGUUGAUCGAGCAGCGGGACGUCUUCUUCGAAUCUCCGCUGGGUGGACGCCUCAAGUUGCGCUAUCUACAGGCGCCAGCUCGCUCCCAGUUGGUCUUCUACGAUCGUCCCGAUGUGGCGGGUCCCAAGCUCUCCAAGUUCAACAAGACGGAGGUGGAUGAACCGGAGGUGCUCGAGAAGAUCCUCCGCCAGUCAAACGGAGUCCUCGGUGUCCUCGCAAAGCGGCGGCAUUUAUUCCUUCACGGACAAACGCGCAUCCACCUGGACGAGGUGAAAGAUCUGGGUCACUUCCUGGAGCUGGAGGUGUGCCUGCGACCGGAACAGAGCCUCGAGGAGGGCCAAGCCAUUGCCGAGAAGCUGUCCAAGGAGCUGGGCAUCCAGGAGCAGGACCUCAUGACCGGCUCCUACUUCGAUGCCCUGCGGAAGGUCAAUCCAAAAUCUAUUUAAAAAUGGGUAACCUAUAUAAAGUAAUAGAUCCUUAGCCAAAAGAAAUACCUUGUAAAAUACAACUGCCAACUCAUUGUUACACAAAUAAUGGCAAACUAAAUUGUUGAUCUAUUUAGUCUCAGCGUAACAACCCCACCACUCACCAGUCCUUUCGACUAAAUUUAUAGCCAUUCACAAUCCUUUAAAAACUGCGAUCAAAUCUCCCAAAAUCCCAUUUUGAACCAACUCGCAGAUACCCAGACACAGAAACAUAAUCAACAGCCCCUUAUUAUCCCGAACAUAAACAAAAUCCUCACUUUCCUCAACAUAAUAAUCCCUCAGAAUUAAAAAUCUUAACCACUGUUAUUCAUAAGUAAAAUUAAACAUCUUUGUUACCAUCAAAAUUUACCAGUUAGCUCAUAGUUUUAAGCUUUAAGUCAUUUUAAAAAUCUUAACCACUGUUAUUCAUAAGUAAAAUUAAACAUCUUUGUUACCAUCAAAAUUUACCAGUUAGCUCAUAGUUUUAAGCUUUAAGUCCUUUUACAAAUAUUAACCACUAUUAGCCA
Messenger RNA from Drosophila subpulchrella, 1191 nucleotides. RefSeq lists its product as uncharacterized. The record is from RefSeq and is a predicted model, not a curated record. Lineage: Eukaryota; Metazoa; Arthropoda; Insecta; Diptera; Drosophilidae. The transcript has a single exon. The coding region runs from base 74 to 646 and encodes 190 amino acids.